This is a messenger RNA of Aspergillus tanneri, 1998 nucleotides long. Its product is annotated as Ser/Thr protein phosphatase family protein. Gene Ontology annotation, cellular component: cytosol. Gene Ontology annotation, molecular function: hydrolase activity. The transcript has 2 exons. Gene Ontology annotation, biological process: nucleotide catabolic process. The coding region runs from base 1 to 1998 and encodes 665 amino acids. NCBI's taxonomy places the organism in Eukaryota, Fungi, Ascomycota, Eurotiomycetes, Eurotiales, Aspergillaceae. The record is from RefSeq and is a predicted model, not a curated record.
AUGGCCUUCAUAGCGUUCCUUUACGUAGCCAUUCUAGGAGUCGUCGCUGCAUACAAGGACCAAUGCGGUAUGAAUUCCAAUGUGUCUCCUCUUAUGCAGCCUGAUUCGCACAACGCAACCAACGGACCGUGGAGAGAUCUUUCCUGGGGUGAGAUAAACUUCAUUCACACGACGGACACCCAUGGAUGGCUGGAAGGCCAUCUAAACGAGGUAAACUAUGGCGCGGACUGGGGUGAUUUUGUCUCUUUUGUGAAGCAUAUGCGUGACAGGGCUAAACAAUUGAAUGUUGAUCUUUUGACGAUUGAUACUGGUGACCUCGUCACGGGAAAUGGUUUGAGCGAUGCAACAAAGAUAUCUGGAAGGGUGUCAAACAAAAUAUUUGAGAACCUGGACUACGAUCUACUCACCAUCGGAAAUAAUGAUUUAUACUCCAUUGAUGGUGCAAAGGAUAUUCAUGCGAAUUUCUCGAAGCUCUACGGGGAUCGAUUCCUGACAAGUAAUGUUGAUAUUAAAAUCGACAACAGCUUUGUCCCCAUCGGACAGCGAUAUCGACAUUUCACCACGGCCCGUGGUCUCCGGAUUGUAGCGUUUGGGUUCACCUUGCUAAAGUUCAAGCACGAUAACCAGAUCCAUGUGAAAAGUGCCAAAGAUGUGAUCGACGAGCAGUGGUUCAAGGAUGCUCUGGAUAUAACUGAUGUGGAUCUUUAUGUUAUUAUAGGACAUGCCGAUGUCCGCGAACCAUGUCAAUCGACCUCCACCGAUAAUCCGCUGAUCUGCAUGGAAAACUACAUCCGAAAGAAAGGACAACAUGUCCCCAUCCAAGUGUUCGGAGGCCAUACGCACCGAAGGGACUUCAAAUGCUUCGAUAGUGGAUCGUCUGGUCUGGAAUCAGGGAGAUACGCCGAUACAGUUGGAUGGUUGGCUCUCAGCAAUGUCUCACCCACGGAGACCUGGAAUGGAAGUAGAACGCUACCUGCAGGAAUCACUAUGCCCAGUAAAACGUGUCCACCAGCCACUGCAGCGAUUAAACAAACAAAUGUCCCAAAAAUUGACCGUCGCUAUCUUGAUUUUAAUCGCUGGACAUUCGCAUAUCAUGCAUUGGGCGCACCGGGCCCCGAUGUCCCUGCCACAUUUGAUACGCCUCUGGGACGAAAAGUAUCGGAUGAUAUCUGGAAGACUCGCAAUGAUCUCAAUCUGACGACUUAUCUUGGCUGCGCACCGAGGUCGUACUAUCUUUGGGCUUGUCCCGAAGGCCAGCCAGGCAAUAUUUAUACAAUGGCGAAAGACGCGCUUAAGACAACAGUGAAGAAACCAAGCCCCGCACUGCCAAGGAUAAUCAUUUUAAAUAAUGGAACUUUUCGCUACGAUUUAUACCAGGGUCCCUUUACGGUCGGCGAUGCUUUUACAGUUGUCCCGUAUGCUGACAACUUCCAAUGUAUUCACAACGUGCCCUACGAGACCGCAAGCAGCGUUGUCCACGGUCUGAACAACGGCAUAACAUGUAAUAAAACUAUGUCUGGACCAGAAAUCAUUAACGAUGACGAUAGUUUUGACAGUCAUACUAAUGGUGCUCUAGUAUCCGGAUGGAGGGCAAGCACACAGCAGGCUAAACUAUCUCAGCAGAAACUUUCUCCCCGUCACGUAUUGAAUCCUAACCCAGGACACGCUACUGUUGAUGACUUUGGGAAUUGCGCUACCAAUCCUGAUUCCCCUGAAUGCGGGGACGACACGAAACACACGCCUAUUGAGGAGAAUAUUGCAAACCCGAAGUAUUUUCAAGUACAGGAUGAUAUCUCCGACCUGGAUGUUGCUGUAGAUCUCGUCUUCACAAGUCACACGGUCAAGGAUAUUCUGAAUCUGGAGGUCAUCUGCCAUAAAUACGACAGUAAUAAUGUUAGCGACUAUAUGGACAAAUCGUUCACAACGAGAGAUUUUCUCCAGUUUUAUGCAAAGGAAAAGUGGCAGAACAAUACAACCGAGUGUCAGAUUGGACCAUAG